Molecule: messenger RNA, 3823 nt
Organism: Mugil cephalus (flathead mullet)
Lineage: Eukaryota; Metazoa; Chordata; Actinopteri; Mugiliformes; Mugilidae
Gene: cherp
Product: calcium homeostasis endoplasmic reticulum protein
Exons: 20
Coding region: 144-2903 (919 amino acids)
Biological process (GO): RNA processing; intracellular calcium ion homeostasis
Cellular component (GO): perinuclear region of cytoplasm
Molecular function (GO): RNA binding
Source: RefSeq, a predicted model, not a curated record
UAAUACUUCCGCUGUAUUGCAGUUAGUGGAAAUUCAAGUGUUCUUCAGAAAUUUAUAAACCAUUCUGUGAGAGAUUAAACGAGGUACCGGAAACCUGGGCUUCAGGCUGAGACUGCACGGUCCGCUGUUUACAGGGAUCAAACAUGGAUAUCCCCACUCCCCCCGAAGAUCAAGAGCUGAGGAAUGUAAUCGACAAGUUGGCCCAGUUCGUAGCUCGAAAUGGGCCCGAGUUCGAAAAGAUGACAAUGGAGAAACAGAAGGACAACCCUAAGUUUUCUUUCCUUUUCGGAGGAGACUACUUCAGCUACUACAAGUGCAAGCUUGCAAUGGAACAACAACAGCAUCCCUCUACCCACGAUGGGGAGGAAUUUAAAUCUGAAGAUAUGUACAACCCCGGUGCCAAAGACAUGGUCGAUAUCCCUCCUCCGCCACUGGGGAUGAUUGCCCCACCUUCCAUUCCUCCGCCCGCUGCUCCUUCUAUCGACGAGGUGAUACAGCAGAGCCAGUGGAAUCUGCAGCAGCAGGAGCAGCAUCUGCACACGCUCAGACAGGAACAGGUCACUGCAGCCAUAGCUUUGGCAAUGGAACAGCAGACUCAAAAACUUUUGCUGGAAACUCAGUUGGACAUCACAGAGUUCGACAACCUGCUGCAGCCCAUCAUAGACACCUGCACCAAAGACGCCAUCUCUGCCGGUAAGAACUGGAUGUUCAACAACGCUAAGUCUCCACAACACUGUGAACUCAUGACGUCGCAUCUACGCAACUGCAUCACUGCUGAUGGGGCUCAUUUUGAACUCCGCCUACACCUCAUCUAUUUAACCAAUGACGUUCUCCAUCACUGUCAGCGGAAGCAGCAGAAGGAUUUGUUGGCAGCGCUGCAAAAAGUUGUUGUUCCCAUCUACUGCACAAGCUUUCUGGCUGUAGAGGAGGAGAAGCAGCAGAAGAUCACAAGGCUGUUGCAGCUUUGGGAGAAAAAUGGUUACUUUGAUGAGGAGACCAUUCAGCAGCUCCAGAAUCCUGCCUUAGGACUUGGCCAGUACCAGGCAUCCCUGAUAACAGAGUAUGCUGCAGUGGUGCAGCCCAUCCAGUUGGCCUUCCAGCAGCAGAUCCAAGCUUUGAAGACCCAGCACGAAGAGUUUGUUGUCAGUCUGAAGCAGCAGCCGCAGCAACAGGCGCCUUUAGGACAACUAUCGACCCCCGCUGAACCCGAGAAGGCUCCCCCCAUGACUACACAAGGAGGAGAAGUGAAGCCUCCUAUGUCAGGUCCACCUCCAGGGGAGUUUGAUGGCACUUCAUCCAGACCACAAGACUCCAACAACCCCAGCGGACCCUCAGAUAUCCCCUCCAACAAGCCUGGUUGGUUUGACCCCCAGCACAUGGGCCCCUGGAACCCCAGCCAGCCGCCUCCCUUUGACCCAAACCAGCCUCCUCCCCCGUGCCCCCCUUGGAACAGCCACGAGGGAAUGUGGAACGAGCAGAGGGACCCAGGGAACUGGACUGGGGCUCCUCCUAGAGAAACAGGCCCCUGGAGUGGCCCGGGUGGGUCUGACCCCGGCCCUCCAGCGUGGAACACGUACGACCAGCAGCCACCGUGGGGGAAUCAGCCCGACCAGCCUCCCUGGGGUCAGAGGGAGCCUCCAUUCCCUCCACGCAUGCAGAGACCUCCCCAUUUCAGAGGGCCCUUCCCACCCCACCAGCAGCCUCCUCCUUUCAACCAGCCCCCACCACCACCACACAAUUUCGGACGCUUCCCUCCACGUUUCAUGCAGGAAGACUUUCCUCCCAGGCACCACUAUGACAGACCACCAUACACGCCACAUCGCUUUGACUACGCUCAGGGAGAAUUUCCUGGAGAAAUGCCAGGUCCUCCUCCUCACCACCAUCCCAACCAGAGGCUCCCUCCACCGGGCAUGGGAGCGGAGCAUCCUCCCUGGGGUCAAGGCCAGCACCCGGACUUUGGUCCACCUCCACACGGCUUCAAUGGCCAUUCGCCUCACAUGCGUCACCGGCAGCAUCCAGUUCAAGACGACCCCAGUCUGGUGCCAAACGUGCCCUACUUUGACCUGCCAGCUGGUCUCAUGGCUCCACUGGUCAAGCUUGAAGACUACGAUUACAAACCACUGGACCCUAAAGACAUCCGGCUGCCCCCUCCCAUGCCACCCAGCGAUCGGCUGCUAGCCGCGGUCGAAGCUUUCUACAGCCCUCCGUCCCACGAUCGACCAAGGAACAGUGAGGGUUGGGAGCAGAACGGCCUGUAUGAGUUCUUCAGGGCCAAGAUGAGAGCCAGGAGGAAAAAGGGACAGGAGAAACGCAGCAGCGCCCGUGCAGGCAGUCGCUCCAGGAGUACCUCUCGCAGCAGAGGAAGGUCUUCAUCUCACUCCAGCUCCCGCUCAUCGAAGUCCUCGAGGUCACGAUCCCACUCGUCUCAUUCCCACUCCCGCAGCCGCUCCCGCUCCUAUUCUCGAUCCCGGUCCAGGAGUCGAUCCAGGUCGUCCAGGAGUCGCUCUGGCUCCAGAUCCAGAUCCCGCUCACAUUCACCCACCAAGCGACGCCGUGGCCCCAAAUCUCGGAGCACCUCCCCUCCCUCCACAGCAGGGUUUGGUACGUCUUCGUCCAAACUGCCCACGGACACGAGGUUAGGGGAAGAGAACAAAGGCCAUCAGCUGCUGAUGAAGAUGGGUUGGAGCGGUUCUGGGGGUCUGGGUGCCAAAGAACAGGGGAUCCAGGACCCCAUCAAAGGAGGAGACAUCAGGGAUAAAUGGGACCAGUACAAAGGCGUGGGGGUCUCACUGGACGACCCUUAUGAGAACUAUCGCAGGAACAAGAGCUACAACUUUGUCGCCCGCAUGAAGGCGCGAGAGGAAGUCAAUCGGGAACCCCAGGAGGCCCCUCCAACUGAAUAAUGUCAUCAGAUGAACAAACUCCCUUUUCUCUGUCACCACUUCUUCCAGAAAUGUCGCUUUCACUGUUUUCCAUCCCAGGUUCUUCUCAGCAGUCACAAAGAUCACCUCUUUUCUCCGGAGAUGGAACAGCCACCAUUAACACCUCGAAAACCAAUCAAUGUUUUUGUAGGGACACUACAACUGCCUUCAAAUUACAGAGAUGAAUCAUGGCCCUCGACUCAUACUUCACUAAUCUCUAAAACGAGCGUCAGGCCUUCUUUAUUGCGCCGGCUUGGUUGGAAGACAGAGUCGGGCUGUAUCAUCGUUCAUGAUAGCCAGAGGUGAAAAAAAAAUGAAUGAAUGAAUUAUUUAAGAAUUAAAGAAAGCGAGUGGAGCGUCUUUAAUUCAUGAAUACGUGUCAAUAAUUAAUUCAGACAGUAUGUUAAAAUAUCUUAAUUUUGGUUUUAUGCUGUUAUUUGUCACUGUCAACUGGUCAAAGGUCUGAUUUGCCCAAAUAAGAAUAAAAUAGACAUAUUGGCUCCUAAUGGUAACUAAAAAAAGCUUUAUUUGCAGAGCAUUUUUGAAGCUAUUUCUGUUAUGAAAACCCAAUAUAUCAUCAACAUUUUAAUGAAAACUUCUCAACUUCUCAACAUGUACAUAUGGCUGGAUGUCGCGAGGGGUAGGAGAAAACUCUUUUGGGUCAAAGUACAACAAAAAGACACGGUAGCUCAUUCUUCUUUGAAUCUUGUUGGUUUUUUACUGAUUGUAAUUGUGAUAGUUUUUUCAAGUAAUCCCUUCUCUUGGAUAUAUCAGUGUGUCUCUUAGUUUUAGAAUGAAAAUCCACUAAACUGAAGUUACAAAUAGGGCAUCCGUUGUAUUUUUCUUCACAAGCACACUGUAGAGACGUAACAUUACAGAAAUAAACAGAACUCUGACUCAAA